UUCAAUUUAUAUUAUAAAAGUUAUUCCUUUUACAGAACCUAUUCCUUUUACAGUACCUGUUCAUUUUACAGUACCUUGAUAGCCAAGUUAUUCCUUUUACAGUACCUGUUCAUUUUACAGUACCUUGAUAGCCAAAUUCUUAUGGAUGAAUAUCAAAGCAAUUUUGAUUUAGAUGAAGAAUACAAGUCAAAAAAAAUAGAAGUUGGGGCACAAUUUGAAUCAUUUAAUGAUUUGCAAGAAGCUAUAGAUAAAUAUGAAAAUCUAGUGUUUACAAAUUACCAUAUAGCAACAUGUACCAAGCUUGGUAAUUUUGAUGAAAACAUUAUUCAAACAAUACAAUACAAAUAUAUACGUUAUGUUUGUAUACAUGGAGGAAGACACAUUAAAAGUCGUGGGAAAGGAAAACGACUUACCCAAACUUUACAACUAAAUUUCCCAAACAGCUUUUCAGUAAAGCACAUAAUAAUAGGGGAUCUACAUAGGCUAGAGGUUUCCAAAAUGAAUAGUGGGCAUAAUCAUGAUUUGGAUUAUAAUUUAUUCAUGCGUUUACCUAAGCAACGUAAAAUAAAUGAUGAAUCAAGAUCAUUAAUUGUUAAGUGUUUAGAAUAUGAUGCCUCAAUUCCUAAAAUUAAAUAUGACCUCCAACAAAAAGGAGUUUACACAACAAAUCGAGAUUUAUAUAAUAUAAAAAAGAAAAUAUUAUAUCAACCAGGGGACUCUGAGCUCCUGGAUGUUUUUAACUUAUUAAAAAAUUUAAACCCUAAUAAUAUUAUAAAAAUAGUUUCUGAAAACAAUGCCCUUCAUGGGUAUAUUACCAAACCCCAAAUAUGAAGGAUUACUUUAGUGCAUUUUCAGAGAUUCUCCUGGUUGAUGCAACUUAUAAAUUAAAUUAUUAUCAAAUGCCAGUAUUUACUCUCUUUGUUAUUGAUGGCGAAGAACAAACGAGAUUUGCUGCUAUCUGGAUAGUCAAAUCUGAGAAUUAUUUAAUUGUUAAAAAUAUGUGUGAUUUAUUUAAAUCGUACAAUGAUAAUAAUAAUAAAAUUAAAGUAAUAAUUGCAGAUAAGGACUUUGCUGAUAGACAUGCUUAUAGAGUGACUGAUAAAAAUAAAAUACUUACUAAUAAUAUUAAUCAAAAUGAUAUCGAUGGCACUAGAAUUAAUCAUACUAUCAAUGAAAAAAAAAUUCUAUCAUCUGAUGAAAAAUUCAGAAAAAUGAAUCAAAAUGCAUUUAACAAAAUAUAUACAUACUUAAAAUAUGUUUAUAAAGAUAGCCUACUCCUAAAAUUAUUGAACAAUUUGAACAUGCUAUCAAUAUAUUUUCCAACAUCAGGAUUUAAAUUUAAUGACAUGGAUGUUGAACAAAAACCAGAAAAUCCACUGAAACAAGUUAGUGAAGUAGAAAUCAAUUUCAAUAAUAUAAAAAAUAUUGAAAUGCCAGAAAAAUAAGUCCUGGAUAUUUGAAAAGACGCAAAGAUGCUAAAAAUAUGAGAAAAGUGAAAGUGAUGAAAGAAAAACACUUCAAUAUAAUGGACAAAGAAAAUAAUCACAACUUUAAGCAUUUGAUAGAUAUGAAAGAUACUAGUUUUCCCUCAUCAAUAAAAAUUUUCACAAAUAGUAAACCCUUACAAACUCUUUCUGAAAACACAAUUCUACCAGUUUACAUUCAUCAAUGCAAACAUUUAUAGGAUGUGCUAAUCCUAAAAAGCACACUGCUGGCUCAUCAGAUAAGAAUAUAGUUAUCCAUUUGUGUAAUUAUGAUAGACAAAAAGAUUCUUUUAGGCCUCUAUUAAAUACAAAUCAAUUACAAAAAAAGAUAUUACCAGAGGAUACUUCUGCAAAAACGAACAAUGUACUCCACAGUUCUUCUAAAUAACUUUUAUUAUAUAUACCUAAUUAUUUUAUUUUAGUACUACCACAUGGAAAUAAUAUUAGGCCAUUAAAUCCUUUUAGAAUUUUACCAAAUAAUAUGCCCAAACUGACAUUACCAUUAAAUAACACCACAAAUGUCCCAACUUCAAAUUUUUCUUUUGUGAAAGUUGGGAAUAUAUCUACAAGCUCA
Gordionus sp. m RMFG-2023 is the source of this 2058-nucleotide messenger RNA. RefSeq lists its product as uncharacterized. The record is from RefSeq and is a predicted model, not a curated record. The transcript is spliced from 14 exons. Lineage: Eukaryota; Metazoa; Nematomorpha; Gordioida; Chordodea; Parachordodidae. The coding region runs from base 142 to 831 and encodes 229 amino acids.